GGCGUCCCCCGCGCACGCGCAGGACCUGCCACCCUCGCCGUCGUAUUUAUUCGCUCUCGCAGGCCGGCCGGAGGGCCGAGCUGCCUUGCAAACAAACCCACGUAGAGCCGUCGAAUCCAGCAAGCCCCCAGCGCAGCUCGUGCGACCCAUUCCAUUCGUGGUCCGUGCGCGUGCGCGUGCGCCACGCGGUUCAGACGUGCGGCGCGGCGCGGCGCGGCGCUGGGUGCUGGCCGGCCGUCGUCGUCUGAUCGGAGAUCUCAUUUCGCCGCCCGAUGCUCGCUGGAGGCUGACGAGCGCCGCCGCCGUCGCUAAUUUUGCCGCGGGGAGACACCCCAGCCGUCCGAGGCCGGUCGGACGGCUGUGCUGGUGCGGCCAAAAAUAGCGAGCGCCCCGUCCCGUCCCGUGCAUGCCGUGCGCUGACGAGGCGUUCGGCUCGGCUCGGCUCCGCUCCGCUCCACCAACCGAGGAUCAGGCGUCGUCGUCGCCGUCGCUCCGUGCCACAGGCGCCGCGCCGGUCGCGUCCAGAUCGGUGACCGGCCGCGGCUUGUGCGCGCAUGGCGUUGCCACUGCAGGACGGCGCCGAGUUCCGCGGCAACGUGGCGCCGGCCUCGCCGCCGCCGACGCAGCUCAUGGAACGGCUCUCGUCGACGGACAGCGGCGGCGGCGAGGAGGCGGGCGAUCCUGACAGGAUCCCCGCGGCGGUGUUCGAGCGGGACCCGUCCGAGUCCAACAAGGACUGGAGCAUGAUGUCCACGGAGUCGGUGUUCGGCCUCCAGGUCGCGCCGUCCAGCGACUUCACCGGCUUCUUCCUGGCGCACCCGGAGCUCAUGGACAUCGCCACGCCGCCGCGCAGCAGCAGCGCCUUCGCCGACGCCGACGCCGACGCCAAGGCCGCCCCUGUCAUCUCGCCGCCCUUCGAGAGCAUCCCGGAGCUCCCCGAGAGCGCCAUGAAGGGAAACUACUCCUUCGCCUUCCCAAACUUGAUAGAGGACAAGAGGAACUACUCCAAGAAGCAGUCGCAGCGGGAACACCAGCCGGAGCCAGCAACACCAACGGAGGUGGCCAAGCCCGCACCAGCAGCACCGGCGAAAGCUGAAGCGAAGGCGGAGGCGCAGCCGGAGACAAGCAGCAAACCGGAGGCAGCUCCGGCUCCGGGGUCAGGAAAGGGCGGCUUGUUCUCAUGCUUCCCCUGCUGCUGAUAAGCAAGCAAGAUGCAGUUUGCAGUGGCCAGAAUGAUGUCUCUGUAAAUCGCCACUUGGCCGUUAUGUAAAAUGGAGUAGGGUGCGAAGAAAUGCAGGGUGCAAGUGUAAGGGCAGAGGGUUUCCUGGUACAAAAAAUGGCGUUGUGGGCAGCAAAAGGUUCUUGCAAUGCAAGGAAGUACAGUAUAUAUGUCGAAUUCAGAAUGGCUAACUUGCUAUACUGGCGGUGUAAACGAUCUUUUUAUGUACUGUGGAGAGACCGAACAAUUCCAAGUCGUUUUUUCGCGCUUUC
Sorghum bicolor (sorghum) is the source of this 1491-nucleotide messenger RNA. RefSeq lists its product as uncharacterized. The record is from RefSeq and is a predicted model, not a curated record. The coding region runs from base 555 to 1199 and encodes 214 amino acids. The transcript has 2 exons. NCBI's taxonomy places the organism in Eukaryota, Viridiplantae, Streptophyta, Magnoliopsida, Poales, Poaceae.